Melanaphis sacchari is the source of this 3182-nucleotide messenger RNA. RefSeq names its product transportin-1 (gene Tnpo). Gene Ontology annotation, biological process: protein import into nucleus. Gene Ontology annotation, cellular component: cytoplasm; nucleus. The coding region runs from base 361 to 3024 and encodes 887 amino acids. Gene Ontology annotation, molecular function: nuclear import signal receptor activity; small GTPase binding. The record is from RefSeq and is a predicted model, not a curated record. The transcript is spliced from 20 exons. NCBI's taxonomy places the organism in Eukaryota, Metazoa, Arthropoda, Insecta, Hemiptera, Aphididae.
UGUGCUAACUGCUUAUCGACUUUAUGAAUUUUAUCGUAACACAUUCUCUGUACGGUCGAUUUUCGAGCUUCACCGAGAUUUCGUCUACUGUUAAUUUUUUGUCGUGUCUGCACUCGCCUGUCACAGUCCCGUUUUAUUUAACACACUCUUGCUUUUAUCUUAUAAAUAUAUUUAAUUAUUCAAUAUUAAUUAUUUGUACGAAUAGACUAAUUACGACAUUUCGCGCACACGGACUAUUAUCUAAAACAAAUUAAGGUAUCAAAUAUAUUUACUAGUAUUGUCGUCGACCAUUUUUUUUCUCGCAGUUCUUUAAACUGCAUUUCACUAAUUGACGGGACUUCUUGAAUAUUUGGCGUUAGCAUGAUAAUGGCCUGGCAACCGCAAGAAGAAGGAUUACGGCAAAUAAUUCAGCUGCUUAAAGAAUCCCAGUCGCCUGACACGGUUAUACAACGGACUGUACAACAAAAAUUGGAAGAGCUCAAUCAAGUAACAGACUUUAACAAUUAUUUGAUAUUUGUAUUGACAAAACUUACUUCUGAAGAUGAGCCUACAAGAUCAUUAAGUGGUUUGAUAUUGAAAAAUAACAUCAAGAGUCACUAUGAAAAUUUACCUCCUACAGUCACAGAGUUUGUAAAGUCUGAAUGUCUAACUGCAGUUGGAGAUACUUCAGCUUUAAUAAGAGCAACUGUUGGAAUUUUAAUCACAACAAUAGCAUCUCGUGGUAUCAAUACCUGGCCUGAACUUUUACCUGCUCUUUGUCAAAUGCUUGAUUCUGCAGAUUAUAAUGUUUGCGAGGGUGCUUUUGGAGCUUUACAAAAAAUAUGUGAAGAUUCAUCUGAAUAUUUAGAAGACGAUCGACAAAACAAGCCACUUGAUAUCCUUAUUCCAAAGUUUUUACAAUUUUUUAAACAUUCAAGUCCAAAAAUUAGAUCACAUGCGAUUGGAUGUGUAAAUCAAUUUAUUGUACAGAAAACACCAUCCUUAAUGAAUCACAUUGAUAUGUUUUUAGAGAAUUUAUUUCAUUUGGCUGUUGACGAUGAAGCAGAAGUCAGAAAAAAUGUUUGUAGAGCAAUUGUUAUGCUUCUAGAAGUAAGAAUGGAUCGAUUACUUCCCCAUUUACAUGAUAUUAUUGAGUACAUGUUGUUAAGAACCCAAGAUCCAGAUGAAAAUGUUGCAUUAGAAGCAUGUGAAUUUUGGCUAUCAAUUGCUGACCAACAAAUAUGUAAAGAAGCUCUUACACCAUAUUUACCUAGACUAGUACCUAUUCUUGUUAACGGAAUGCGAUACUCGGAAAUAGAUAUAAUUUUAUUAAAGGGUGAUGUUGAAGAAGAUGAAAAUGUUCCUGAUCGUGAAGAAGAUAUUCGCCCUAGAUUUCAUAAGUCGCGUAAUACACAUGGUAAUGAAGAAGAUAAUAAUGAUGAAGAAGAUGAUGAUGAGAAUGUAGGAGAUGAUAACAGUUUAUCUGAUUGGAACUUAAGAAAAUGUAGUGCUGCUGCUUUAGAUGUAUUAGCUAAUGUAUUUAAAGAAGAUAUUCUUCCAAUACUUAUGCCUAUUUUAAAAGAAACACUUUCAUCUACUGAAUGGGAAGUCAAAGAAUCUGGAAUCUUAGCUCUAGGAGCUAUUGCUGAAGGAUGCAUGAAUGGUAUGAUACCACAUUUAAAUGAACUUAUACCGUAUAUGAUAAAUCAUUUGAGUGACAAAAAAGCAUUAGUUCGAGCUAUCAUAUGUUGGACACUUUCUCGUUAUUGCCACUGGGUUGUUAGUCAACCACAUGAAUUAUAUUUAAAAUCAAUGAUGCAUGAAUUACUUAAACGAAUAUUGGAUUCCAACAAAAGAGUUCAAGAAGCUGCAUGCUCUGCUUUUGCCACAUUAGAAGAAGAAGCAACUACUGAACUUGUACCAUAUUUAGGAUUUAUUUUAGAAACAUUAGUCUUUGCUUUUAGCAAAUAUCAACAUAAAAAUUUACUGAUUUUGUAUGAUGCAAUUGGAACAUUGGCUGAUUCAGUUGGUCAUAAUUUAAAUAAACCAGAGUAUAUUAACUUAUUGAUGCCUCCAUUAAUUCAAAAAUGGAACGCAUUGAAAGACGAAGAUAAAGAUCUGUUUCCAUUAUUAGAAUGUUUAUCUAGUGUUGCCACAGCAUUACAAUCUGGAUUCAUGCCAUAUGCUGAGCCAGUAUUUAAACGAUGUAUUUCUCUAGUCGAACAAACAUUAAACCAAAAUAUAGCAAACUCUCAAAGUCCAGACCAGUUUGAUGCACCAGAUAAGGAUUUUAUGAUUGUAGCUCUAGACCUACUCUCAGGCUUAGCAGAAGGACUAACAACAUUUAUUGAAAGUUUAAUAAAUGGUUCAAAUACAUUACAAUUGCUUUAUCAGUGCAUGCAAGAUCCAUUAGCAGAAGUAAGGCAAAGUUCUUUUGCUCUUCUGGGAGAUUUGACAAAAGCAUGUUUUCAACAUGUACAUCCUUGUAUAGCUGAUUUUAUGCCAAUAUUAGCUCAAAAUUUAAAUCCUGAUCAUAUCUCAGUUUGUAAUAAUGCUACAUGGGCAAUAGGAGAAAUUGCAGUAAAAUUGGGUACUGAAAUGCAACCAUAUGUACCAAUAAUUUUAAAUCAAUUAGUAAUAACUAUGAAUCGGACAAAUACACCUAAAACUCUACUAGAAAAUACAGCAAUUACAAUCGGCCGACUAGGUUAUGUGUGCCCUCAAGACGUCGCCCCGCUGUUACAACAGUUUGUACGCAUGUGGUGUACUUCAUUGCGCAAUAUCAGAGACAAUGAUGAAAAAGAUAGUGCAUUUAGAGGUAUGUGUCAAAUGAUUAGUCUAAAUCCUGGUGGAGUAGUUCAAGAUUUUAUAUUCUUCUGUGAUGCUAUUGCUUCAUGGAUAAAUCCUAAAGAUGACUUAAAGGAUAUGUUUUAUAAAAUAUUACAUGGCUUUAAAAAUCAAGUUGGAGAAGAAAAUUGGACUAGGUUUACUGAUCAAUUUCCUCAACAGUUGAAAGAACGCCUAUCAACUGCAUACGGAAUCUAAGACAACUCUGAAAUUUGGGGCGCAACAUGGGUGAAUCCAGCGUUGCAUCUUUUGGGGUUUUUUCAACAGGCUUUGUGCUUGAGACCUGGCUCGUCUUGUAGGACCUGCGGGAGGGAAGGGAGGGGGGGAUUAUUACAAAAUCAAUAAUACCUAACAAG